Molecule: messenger RNA, 696 nt
Organism: Strongyloides ratti
Lineage: Eukaryota; Metazoa; Nematoda; Chromadorea; Rhabditida; Strongyloididae
Product: Sensitivity To Red Light Reduced-like, SRR1 domain-containing protein
Exons: 2
Coding region: 1-696 (231 amino acids)
Biological process (GO): microtubule-based process
Cellular component (GO): cytoplasm; nucleus
Source: RefSeq, a predicted model, not a curated record
AUGGAUGCUGAUGGAUUUUUGGUCAUAACUAAAAGAAAAUCUUGCAAAUUACAAAAAAAAAGAAAUAACAAUAAUCCUAUUUAUUUAUGUACCAUUGAAAUUUCUUUCAAACAAAUUAAACAAAAUGUAAACCAAGCAAUGAAUCAAUUAAUGGAAGAUCAAUAUUUUAAUAUAAUUUUAGACAUUUUAAAAAAAAUUUUAAAUGAAAAUAUUUUAUCAAAAAUUAGAUGCUUUGGGAUUGGACAUUUUGGAGAAUAUGAAAGUACUGGAACAUAUCAAAUUGCAUUAUUAUUAUUAAUACAAAAAUAUUAUAAUAUUCCUGUUACAAUACAAGAACCAAUAUUAAAUGAAAUUGAAAUAAAUUACAUUAAUCAAUAUCCCAAUUGUAGAUAUAUUACUGGAGUUGAUUUAACAAAAAAUGAAAUUUCAGAGUCCCAAAAUGAUUAUGUAUUAUUUUUUAUACCUCAUGGAGAAAAUGAAAUGUAUGAUGGUAUAUUAAAGGCACACAAUAGUGUAAUACAAAGACAAAAAAUGAUUAUUUUAGGCAAUUUUUUAGAUGAUAUUUCUGUAACAUAUAAAACUUUUUAUAAUUAUAAAUUUUGGAAAGAAUAUUAUGAUAUGGCUAAAAAACGCAUAUUACCAACAUAUAAUAAAUGUUUAGGAGCGUUUAAUAAUACCUGUAUAAUGUAUAACUAA